GGCUUCCACACACACUCUCGCAGAGUCUUGGGGUCAUCGUUUCGCACAUACAGCAGGCUUCUUCUCUCUUUCUUCUUCAUUGUUUUGUCCUCAGUAUGCUGGAAUCUCGACGACAGGGGCUUUUCUUAAACUACUGCCAGUUGUGGUCCCCCUCGCGUAACCGCGGCGAUUGAUUGCAUCACCCCUCGAUAAUCGACCCGAGACAUGCGAUAAGCCCUGGAUUGGACACUACUACUGCCUACCGGACGGAUCUCCUACGGGUGUAAUUUGUCGACGCGUCACCUUUACAUUCUGGUCAAUGUAAACGCAUUCACGGCCUCUUCGAAAGGCUGUCAAGUUUGCCCGCGACUGGGACAAGAAGAAUAGUUGGAGCCUUGAAAGGGGUGGGAGAUACAGAUACACAAUGGAUACCAGCGAGACGGCGAUCGAAGCCGAAGUGCGAUUAGCGGCAGAAGCGACGGCGAGAGAACAACAACGACGAGAAAGCGAACGAGCGCAGGUCGCUGCGAAACUUGCCAAAGGAGGCGUCACGACGCGACACGAGGAGUUCGGCGAUGAGCGAGAACCGCUUCUACCUGGACGGAGAGGAUCAGAAAGAGAAGAUGAAGAACAAGAAGGGGACCGAAGGCCCUCGUGGCCUGGGAGUAUAGACUUCGAACAUCUACCAUGGUACAGACGACCCUCGAUAUACUGGGUAUUGGGCCCUUUCUUCAUCAUGGCAUGCGCAUUCGGUGGCAUCAUCGCGCCCAAGAUGAAUUUGAUAUUGGAUCUGGUGUGCAGAGAGUACAUCUCGGAACGCAAUGCUUCGAAUCCUGGCUUCACGCACCUGAUACCUGUCGAUUUUAACAAUAUCGAAGGAGGAAACGAUCAAUGUCAGAUUCCCGAAGUGUCGGCUCGGACAUCUAUGUUCAAUCUCUGGGGGUCGCUCAUCGCUGGUGUGUUAUCAGCGUUUACUGCACCGAAGCUGGGAGUGUUGUCGGAUCGAUAUGGACGCAAGCCGAUUUUGGUCAUCACCAGUUUGGGUACGAUAUGUGGCGAGGUCAUCACCAUCUUUGCCGCAACGUAUCCCAAUACGUUUCCUGUGCCACUUUUGUUGCUCAGCUACGCAUUCGAUGGGUUGACGGGAUCCUUCAUCGUGGCAAUGUCGAUCGCGAACGCAUAUGCAACAGAUUGCACUCCGCCGAAUAUGAGGAAUGUGGCGUUUGGAUAUUUCCACGCUUCAUUGUUCACGGGCAUCGCAGUCGGCCCAAUCAUUGCGGGAUAUAUUGUGAAGUGGACUGGUAAGAUUGUCACGGUAUUCUGGAUCCUUGGAGCGGUGCACGUCGCUUUCAUGCUCUUUGUCGGCUUCGUUGUGCCGGAGUCGCUAUCAGAGAAGCGGAAGGCGAUCGCUCAGGAAAAACAUGAGUUGUUGCAAGCGGAGAAGGAACCAAACCGAGACUGGAUCAACAAUCUCCGUUCGUUCAAUAUUUUGGAGCCGCUCAAGAUUUUGCGACCAAAAGGUCCCGGCAGCAGCAAAGCUCUGCGAAGGAAUCUCCUCGUUCUGGCUGCGGUUGACACGAUCGUGUUUGGAGUGGCGAUGGGCAGCAUGGCGGUGGUUUUGAUCUACAUGCGCCAGCAGUUCGGGUGGCAGACAUUCGAAUCUGGCAAAUUUAUGACCAUCGUCAACAGCACCAGAGUUUUCUGCUUGCUUGUAAUUCUGCCGGGAUUGACACGUAUCGUGCGCGGCAAAGCAAGUUCGCGCAAAACAAAGAAUACUGGCGCAGAUAUGUUCGACCUAACCAUCAUCCGAGUUGCCAUUUUCAUCGACUCCAUGGGGUUCCUAGGCUAUACAUUGGCUCGUCAAGGUUCGGCGUUCAUCCUUUCCGGAGUCGUGGCAUCUUUUGGAGGAAUUGGUUCACCGACGUUGCAGUCCGCAUUGACGAAGCAUGUUCCUGCAGAUCGUACAGGACAGCUUCUUGGCGCAAUCGGGCUUUUGCACGCAUUAGCCAGAGUUGUCUCGCCGGCCGUGUUCAGCGCCAUUUUUGCGGCUACAGUCGGCAAGUUCAACCAGGCGGUUUUCGUGUGUCUUUGUGCUACUUUUGGGCUGGCAUUUAUUGUCAGCUGGUUUAUCACGCCUCAUGUAUACUUCGAUGAAGACAAAGCCGAGAGAGGCGAUGACGAAGUCGAGGAUAUUAAUGGCCCAGGGACCAGUGUUGUAAGCAACAUCAGAGGGUCUGCCAAUGCUGCCGCUGGCAGCUCUUGAUGAAUAGAACUUUUCUUGUACCGUGCUGGGUGAUACAGAUACCACGGCGCAAAGCCAAAGCAUUGUAAGAACAUGUCACGACCAGUAAUGAUAGCGAUAGCAUCUUUCUCGCAUGUAGACCAUACUGGCCGCUCUUCACAGCGAGCUAUAUUUCUCCGAAGCAUACCCCAGAUUCCUGGCAGAACGCACUUGUAGUCAUGUCUCAGUCAG
Molecule: messenger RNA, 2452 nt
Organism: Cercospora beticola
Lineage: Eukaryota; Fungi; Ascomycota; Dothideomycetes; Mycosphaerellales; Mycosphaerellaceae
Biological process (GO): transmembrane transport
Cellular component (GO): membrane
Molecular function (GO): transmembrane transporter activity
Source: RefSeq, a predicted model, not a curated record